UCGUGAUGCAUUAUGGUUCAGCACCAAAUUUGAAAAGAAAAUGGCUGCAAUGGAGGACGAAACACCUGCCAGUCCUCUGACCAGAUUUCAGAGAGAUGUUCCAAUAAGACAGUCAAAACUUAACUCAGGUCCAUUCAGAGCUACACAAAUUUGGAAUGAGGUAAUUGACCAUCUUAAAGAAAAGGUUGAGUUGAAGAAAAGACGCUACAAGUUACGAAACUAUGAAGACUGUUUUACCGGCACAGACGCUGUUGAUGUUGUUCUGCACUAUUUACUUAGUGACCAGGAUACAUUCUGCAAUCUGUCAAGAGAGAAAGCUGUCAAGUUAUGUCAAACUUUGAUGGAUAAAAAGGUAUUCUCACCUGUUGGUAGCAAGUCAGCUGAGAACAGCAAACAUACUUUUGAAGACAGCAGUGGUAAGAUAUACCAUUUUAGUGGUGUCCAUAGCAACAAAGAGAAUGUAGCUCCAGGAACUGAUGUUAGUGACUCUGAGGAAGAGAUGGAAGGUCGUGAUGAUGCAGGUGAAACUAUCAUAGAAGAAGGAGAGUCAAUGAACACACCACAAAAACAAACAAGGUUAACAGGACUUACAGAUUCACAUUUACCAGGGAGCUAUGUGAAAUGUAACCCCAUGAUGUCUGACCUGACCGAAGAUGAGGGGGAGCCAGCCAUGCUGGGAUCCAGGAAAAGAAAAAAUCUUGAUAACUCACAGAGAGUACAUAAACGUGCCAAACUUAACACAACACCAGCAUCAUCUUCUACAGAAUCUCUUAAUGAGGAAACCCUUACAGAUGAACAAAUCAAUGACAUCUGGAGGGAGGUAGCACUGUGCCAACUUCUGACUAUUGUGGAUCUCUCAUUCUUGGAUGGUGUUUUAUGUGAUGAUAAAGAUAAAAUAAAUAGAAAAGUUGUACGUCCAAACAAUCAUGGUGUUGUAUCGAACAUUGUAGCUAAACACUGGAGUUUAAGGUGUACUGCCCGCAGUGCCUCACACACUGAUCCGUUCAUGAAAUCUGCCUUGGAAUGCAUCGCACAUAUACCACGAGGCAUCUCAAAGUUUGACACAGACUUUACUAAAUCGAGUGACCCAGUGACAAAGUUACAAGCGUAUAAUAUGAUCUGUGAACAUUAUAACAUGCGUCCCGAUGCUAUUUUCCCGGAACGCUUCUUAGACCUUAACUUGGCGAUAAUGAAACUGAUUUUAUCUGAGAGGAACACAACAGCCUUAAACGCCAUGCAGUUGAAUAUGAUGUUAUUGCCUAUCAGACAGAAAGAAGAAUUGAAGAGGUUGUUGAAGUUCUUGUCGGUAGCAACACAAGAUAAGGACAUUCAGCUUGAUCAGCAGAUGAACAAUGAGCAAGCAGUGUUACAUCAUUUUUCCGAGGUUGUGUUGAAACACAAAGGUCUACCAUGGGAUCUUUCUUCUGUAGUAGUAAGGUUCCUGGUCCUAAAUGCUGGUCAGGUCUUCAAAAUACCACAUGGCUUAAAGGAAAGAGUGGACACAAGAAUUGCAGAGAUAAAAGAGGGGAUGGUGCCUGUUGUUGAAGAAACCGUAUUUUGUAGCCAGGUCUCACAAACAGAGUACAAGAAACAGACCGAGGAGUGUACAAACAGCAGUCUAGUUCAGAUGAUGAAUACCAUUAUAGACAAUCCUAAAAUGGCGUUAAAAGAGAAGAAACAGCGAUUACAAAAGUUCCGCAAAUACCAUCCGAAUAUCUACGCCAAACAUUUCACAGGAAUGGUUUAAACAAAGCCGGUGGAAAACCAUCUCAUGUCAUAAUGGUGCUAAAAUUUUUGAAUUUUUUUUUUAUACAAGAUAUUUUGUUGAAUGUGUUAGAUUGUUUGUUUGUUAGUUGAGUAUUUGUUCGUCUGAAUAUGACAGUGCAAGUCAUGUGAUUAUAAACAUUUUGUUAGUGCUGACGAUAUUGAGACUCGGAGGAGUUUCAACAAGUUUUUAUGAAAUAUAUUUUUGUUGUUACAAAUUUGAUUUUGAGACUAUAUCAUAUUCUAUUGACUUUUGUGAUCUAAAGUAAGGAGUUCAGGUUGUUGAAUUGAACUGUUAAAUUUUGAAUGCAUAAUAAUCAGCUUAGUAAUUGAUCAGCAGGGAUAAAUUUAUUUUACCAAUGAAUCGUGCCACAAUUAAUUUGUUGAUUUUUUUAUUCUCAUAUUUUUCUCGUUCAUGACAAGCAUUUUUUUUUUGUUCAAUCACUUCAUUUUUGUAUCACAAGACUGACUUGACAAUUUUGUUCAAUGUUUCAUUCAAGUUCACUUUAUUCAUAGAUCCAAGUAUAAAGCAAACUUGGAGUAUUCUGUCUCAAUAAGGAUCUCAAAAGUGGAUUGUGGAUCUCGAAAGUGUAACUGUGGAUCUCAAAUGUGGAUCUUUGUUUUUGAAUCUCUUUAUCUAUAAUAUACAAGAUAGUAUACAAUCAUACAAUACAAGGAAAUAUACAAGCAUAAUCAUUAUCAUUAGAAACAAUUUGUUUUUCUAUGAUAUUUUAAUUGGGUUUGAUCUCAGAUAGGCCAGUAUUAAUGAUCCUUAACAUAUCAAAAGGGUUGGCCCAAAAGUAGCUAGAAUUGUUAAUCUCUAAACUUAGCCUAUAGUUUUGUAUACACUUGUAGCCAUAGAUAUUAUCAUUGAGCCAUCUGCUAUUGCUGCUAAGAUAAUUUGAUUUAUUGUUCUAAUGAAACAGUGGUAGUGUACCAAAUCAUUUAUCAAGUUUUGUUGUAAAAUAAUGUUAUAAUAGUGCAAUAAAAUUGUACAUAUUAAUUGUAUAUAAUAUAUAAUAAUUGUUAAUAUUAUAACAUGUGAUAAAGAACUUGAAAUUUA
Ruditapes philippinarum (Manila clam) is the source of this 2827-nucleotide messenger RNA. RefSeq names its product DEP domain-containing protein 7-like. The transcript is spliced from 7 exons. NCBI's taxonomy places the organism in Eukaryota, Metazoa, Mollusca, Bivalvia, Venerida, Veneridae. Bases 41 to 1747 code for a protein of 568 amino acids. Gene Ontology annotation, biological process: intracellular signal transduction. The record is from RefSeq and is a predicted model, not a curated record.